AUGGUCGUGGCCGUCGAGUCGGUCGACAAGCUCGAGGCAGAGGACGUGUGGUGCGGGGCGCAGUGGGAGGCGGCGUGGCCAGGGCGGCGGGACCCGAAACCCAUCGUGCUCGGGGGUGGAGACGACGCGGUGGGGAGGUCCAAGAGCCUCACGGACGACAACCUAGAGGAGCUCAAGGGAUGCGUUGACCUGGGCUUCGGCUUCAGCUGCGACGAGAUCCCCGAGCUCUGGAGCACGCUCCCGGCGCUCGAGCACUGCUACUCCAUGACCCAGCGCCUCCAACCGGCCGCCGCCGCCACCCCGCCACCUAGGCUCCCGAGUGGUAGAUCCAGGUUCCCCUCCUGGAGACCCCCUUCUCUAUCCCCUCAUUUGCAUCGUCUCCUUCUUUCCCUUCCCUUCUUGACUUGA
This is a messenger RNA of Miscanthus lutarioriparius, 408 nucleotides long. NCBI's taxonomy places the organism in Eukaryota, Viridiplantae, Streptophyta, Magnoliopsida, Poales, Poaceae. The record is from the annotation of a GenBank genome assembly.